AAACAAAAUAAAGAAAAAGGGAAAAAAAUCGGUUCCUCAACAGAAAAGAGGAAGCCAGCGAUCUCGCACACAGAGAAGAGUUUUAGAGCGAGAGAGAAACAGAGCGAGACAGAGGGAGACAGUUCUAGAGAGAGAAAGCGAAACGCCGGAAUAUUCCGUCGUAUCAUUGGAGUUCUCUGCGAUCUUGGCGGCAAAGAGUUCACGGUGAACGGAGGCGGGUCUGGUAUUCGGAUCGGGGCGACUUUCGGGUGAGCAGAAAUGGUGAAUUAUAUGGUGGAACGCGCUACGAGCGACAUGCUCAUCGGCCCUGAUUGGGCCAUGAACAUCGAAAUCUGUGACAUGUGCAACCACGACCCUGUGCAAGCAAAGGAUGUUGUUAAAGGUAUAAAGAAGCGCCUUGGAAGUAGGAAUUCAAAAGUUCAACUUCUUGCACUUACACUGUUGGAAACAAUAAUAAAGAAUUGUGGAGACAUUGUUCAUAUGCAUGUAGCAGAGAAAGACCUCCUCCAUGAGAUGGUAAAAAUAGUAAAAAAGAAGCCGGACUAUCAUGUUAAAGAGAAGAUACUGAUCCUGAUAGAUACUUGGCAAGAAGCUUUUGGAGGGCCAAGAGCAAGAUAUCCACAAUAUUAUGCUGCGUAUCAGGAAUUGUUGCGUGCUGGAGCAGUAUUCCCUCAAAGAUCUGACUCAGCUGCGCCGCCUGUAUUCACGCCACCCCAGACACAACCAUUGACAUCAUUUCCUCAGAAUUUGCAAAAUCCAGAUUUUCCAAAAGAUGCAGCUGAGCCUUCUGCAGAAGCCGAGUUCCCAACCUUAAGCUUGACAGAAAUUCAGAAUGCACGGGGUAUUAUGGAUGUCUUGGCGGAAAUGCUAAGUGCAAUUGAUCCUGGGAACAAAGAGGGGCUUAGGCAGGAGGUUAUUGUUGAUUUGGUUGAGCAGUGUCGUACAUAUAAGCAGAGAGUGGUACACCUUGUUAACUCGACUUCGGAUGAAUCACUUUUGUGUCAAGGACUAGCGCUGAAUGAUGAUUUGCAACGUCUUCUAGCCAAGCAUGAAGCCAUUGCUUCAGGAAAUCCAGUUCAGCCAGAUAAACCCAAGUCGGGACCUUCUGGAGCACUUGUAGAUGUUGGUGGUCCUCUAGUUGACACUGGAAAUGACAAAAAACAGCUAGAUGGGAGAUCUACCUCAAGUGCAGGUGCAGGGUCUAAUCCACUUAAUCAGUUAUUGCUUACUGCACCUCCAGCUACUAAUGGUCCAACUCCUACAACAAAGGUUGAUCCCAAGAUGGAUCUUCUUAGCGGUGAUGACUUUGGCUCACCAAAGGCAGAUUCACUGGCUCUUGUUCCUGUGAGUGGUCAACAGCCAAUCACUCCUGUAUCUCAGCAGAAUGCCCUUGCUCUCAUGGACAUGUUUGGCAGUGACAAUGCUCCAAAUUCUGUUAAUGUAGCUAGCCAAAUCAAUCCUUCACCCCCCCAAUUCCAACAGCAGCAGAAUUUUCAAGCUUCACAAGGAGGUUUUUACUCAAAUGGAAGUGCCCCAAACAUGGGGGCCCCUCAGUAUGAACAGUCACAGUACACACAAGGUUCACCAACUAGUGGAUCAUUACCACCACCUCCCUGGGAAGCUCAGUCAACAGAUGAUGGUAUCCCAGUCGCAGGUCCUCGAUACCCUCAACCACCAGUGCAAGUUACUACCAAGGUGGUGGUCACACAUGGGCAGGGUGGUUUCAAUCCCCAGGGACCUCAACUGACAGGGAGUGACCAGGUAGUGGGUAUGUACAUCCAGCCAAUUACGACCACCCAUUUGUCAGCAAUCAACAACCAGGUUGGUCCAAGCAGUCAUUUGGGUUUGCCCGCUCAACCAGUCCAAGGGCCAUAUACGGGUAUGACUCCGCAGGCUAUUCAAGCAGGCCAGAUGACAUCUAUGUAUCCUCAACAAAUGUAUGGUAAUCAAAUGGUCCCCUAUGGCUACGAUCAGCAACAGCAGCAGCAGCAGCAGCAGCAUCAAGCGUAUGCCCUUCAGCAACAGCAACAUCAACAAGCGUUUGCACUUCAGCAACAGCAACAGUAUGCCCUUCAGCAGCAACAACAAGCAUAUGCCCUUCAGCAGCAAAUGUAUGGUCUUUCUGUUAGAGAUGAUAAUGGUAUGAAAAACUCGUACCAGGUUUCCGCUCCAUCUUAUGUUACGCCCAGCAAGCCAUCCAGACCAGAGGACAAGCUAUUUGGAGACCUUGUUGACUUUGCAAAACUCAAGCCAACUAAACCCACCUCUGGUGCAGCCGGUAGCAUCUGAAGUUAUUAUUGGUUUCCUGUCUUUUCACUUUUCUUUAUUUUGACCAACUUAAUUUUUUUUUCUUUCUUUCUUCUCUUUUUUUCUUUCAUCUUUGGUCUUUUCUCAAUAUAUAUAAUUUUUUCCUUGAGCUGUUGGCUCCAUAUCUGGGUUUGUGCUUGUAUGGCAUUGGGAUCAUGUACAUUCUUUGUAGAAAAAACCCGAUAAAAAUGGGAGACCUCCAUGUGAUUUAGAUUGAAUUUAUGAGAUUUGCUUUUACUUUUACUCUCCAA
Prunus avium (sweet cherry) is the source of this 2558-nucleotide messenger RNA. RefSeq names its product ENTH/VHS/GAT family protein. Gene Ontology annotation, molecular function: ubiquitin binding; phosphatidylinositol binding. Gene Ontology annotation, biological process: protein transport to vacuole involved in ubiquitin-dependent protein catabolic process via the multivesicular body sorting pathway. NCBI's taxonomy places the organism in Eukaryota, Viridiplantae, Streptophyta, Magnoliopsida, Rosales, Rosaceae. The record is from RefSeq and is a predicted model, not a curated record.